GAGAGUGAAGUAGUUUGGUCAGUGAUCCAUUUUGUGUCCUUUCCUCCUCUCACAUCAUAUUCUCUUCUUUUCUUUUCCCGGAUUCCCGAAAUUUUCCUAGAAAAUUCACGCCGUGUCCUCGAAGACAGAUCCGAAGGGAACGCCAAAUCCAAUACCCAUCUCCGCCCAAAUAUAUAAUUUCCUUCUUCUUUCUCUUUCUACACUUUCCCAUUUUCCACACUAUUCACUAUUAUACACUAAUUUCUACUUUUUCGACUCAAAUUUACUCCGAUUUUUGUCGCAACCCUUUUCGUUAUUUUAGCUGUUUACUUCGAAUAAGAGGAAUAAGUUUCAUUGAGUGACCCCAUAAUCGCGAUUGUGCUUCGAUUUAGCGUGUAAUUGAGGGUUUUGUAGAUUCUACUUCUUGAUCCUAUUUUCAUUGAUCAAAAUCACUUUUUUCCUCUGUCAUUUUGUUCUGGGGUUUUAUUUUCUAGGUAUCCACAUUAGCAUAGUCUGAAUUUUUGAGUAAUUCAACACACUUUUGGAUCUCAAUGUUUGUUAAAUCUCUUUGGAUCUGAGAUUGUGCUGGAAAUCAAGAUGAAUCGUUGUUGAGACACUUGUAACAGGCAAAAGAUUUUUUUUUUUUUUUGCAAUUGAUGUGUGUAGUAGAGGGCUUUUUUGUAAUUUAGCAAGGAUUAGGAAUUUGGGUUUGUGAUGAUGGAUCAUGUUAUUGGUGGAAAAUUCAAGCUUGGGAGGAAGAUUGGGGGUGGGUCAUUUGGAGAGCUUUACUUGGGUGUUAAUGUACAGACUGGAGAGGAAGUGGCCGUCAAGCUGGAACCUGUGAAGACCAAGCAUCCUCAACUUCACUAUGAGUCAAAAUUGUACAUGCUUCUUCAAGGGGGAACGGGUAUUCCCCAUUUGAAAUGGUUUGGAGUUGAGGGUGACUACAAUGCCAUGGCAAUUGACCUCCUUGGACCAAGUCUUGAAGACUUGUUUAACUAUUGCAAUAGGAAAUUCUCUCUGAAAACAGUUCUGAUGCUUGCAGAUCAACUACUUAACAGAGUUGAGUACAUGCACUCCCGGGGUUUUCUGCACCGUGAUAUAAAGCCUGACAACUUUUUAAUGGGUUUAGGCCGUAAAGCAAAUCAGGUCUACGUAAUUGAUUAUGGCCUUGCAAAAAAGUAUCGGGAUCUUCACACACAUAAGCAUAUACCAUAUAGGGAAAACAAAAACCUCACUGGAACUGCGCGGUAUGCAAGUGUUAAUACUCAUCUGGGAGUUGAACAAAGCAGAAGAGAUGAUCUGGAAUCACUUGGUUAUGUGCUCAUGUACUUUUUGAGAGGAAGUCUCCCUUGGCAAGGUUUGAGAGCUGGCACCAAAAAACAAAAAUACGACAAGAUAAGUGAAAAGAAAAUGCUUACUCCUAUAGAGGUUUUGUGCAAGUCACAUCCAUUGGAAUUUACAUCAUACUUCCAUUACUGCCGAUCGUUGCGGUUUGAAGACAAGCCUGAUUAUUCGUAUCUUAAGAAACUCUUUCGGGACCUAUUCAUCCGAGAAGGCUAUCAGUUUGAUUAUGUCUUUGAUUGGACUAUAUUGAAGUAUCCACAAAUUGGUUCCAGUUCCAGAACCAGGCCUAGUAGCGGGAAACCAGUCAUAAAUCCAGGACAAUCAGGAGAUAGAAUAGAACGGCCUCAGGGGGACCAGAGAUUCGGGAUAGAUUCUCAGGUGCUGUCGAGGCAUUUGCAAGAAGGAAUGGAUCUGGGCAUGGUCUGCAUGGUGAUCAUUCCAGGCAUAGGUCUUCGGAUGAUGUGCCAUCUUCUAAAGAAGUGCAAGCUGAUUCUGAGAGGCCCCGUAGCUCUUCUCGUCAUGGCAGUUCUUCUAAAAGACCCGUCUUAUCAAGCAGCCGUCCAAACUCCUCUGGUGAACCGAGUGAAAACCGCUCUAGCCGACUGGUCUUGAGCAGUAGCCGACUAUCUACUACUCAGAGGACUCAACCAGCUUUAGAGUCCAAACCAUCAUUUACUCGUGCUUCUGGGACAAGAGGGGGUCGUGAUGAUACACUCAGGAGCUUUGAACUCCUGUCAAUUGGCACAGGAAAAAGGAAAUGAAGAACUCUGUACUUAUAUCAAGGGUCAUGGUUCUGUUACUUCUGAUACUUUUCCUUUGAGAGAUGUCUCUACCCUUGUUGGUUACUCUGUAUAUUUCCAUCCAAGGCUAAAAACUCAUUGAAAUUUCUUCAUGAAGCUUUAGCAGACUCCUCUUAUAGCUCUUCUGAUGUUCUUCCAUGAAUAUUUCAGCAUGGAUGGACACGUUCAUGAAGAGACACCAUGUUACUUUAGGAAUAUGUUAAUAUAUGGCUGGCUACAUGUAAUAAGUACUUUCUCUAUUUGUUUCUGCUGAAGAAAAGGAAAAGAAACUGCAAUUUGCAGAAAAUGCUCUAAAAGAUUUUGCACCCUUUUUAUCCAUAUUUCGUGGCUGAGUGCUAGGUUGUUGUAGUGUACAUUGAUGGAAUGGAAUUGUUGGCUCCCAUUAUGUACAAGAGAAAGAAAAAAGAUUGCUGUGCAUUUAGCCAGUUUGACUUGGAUUUGUAGAUCUUAUCCAUUGUCUAUCUAAUUGGCAUACUUCUUUUCACAAAACCACUUUAUCUUGUUGAGUUUAUAACAGAACAAAGAAUGUAGAUGCCGAUUUCCUU
Cicer arietinum (chickpea) is the source of this 2671-nucleotide messenger RNA. NCBI's taxonomy places the organism in Eukaryota, Viridiplantae, Streptophyta, Magnoliopsida, Fabales, Fabaceae. The record is from RefSeq and is a predicted model, not a curated record.